Conger conger (European conger) is the source of this 5177-nucleotide messenger RNA. Its product is annotated as gap junction delta-2 protein-like. The coding region runs from base 270 to 1184 and encodes 304 amino acids. Lineage: Eukaryota; Metazoa; Chordata; Actinopteri; Anguilliformes; Congridae. Gene Ontology annotation, cellular component: connexin complex. The transcript has 2 exons. The record is from RefSeq and is a predicted model, not a curated record. Gene Ontology annotation, biological process: cell communication.
AGUAUCACCAAUACAGGGGAGGAAGAGGACACUGUCCUGGGAAGGUUGUGAAACAGUCCAUGCCCCAUGGCAUAUGAUCAGAGGAAGCUCACAUCAGAAUGCUAGCCCGAUGCCGAGCAGACCAGCAUCCAACUGGGAAAGAGCCGUAAGGGCACUGAGAGGGGUGCAGGGUGGAGUGGAUGCUCUGCUUUGGGUGUGCCUGUGAGCCGAGGAGACAGGGGCUCUAGAAUAUUCCUGCUUCAGCCUGUGGCCCCCAUUCCUCAGUGACCAUGGGUGAAUGGACCAUCCUGGAGCGGCUGUUAGAGGCUGCUGUACAGCAACACUCUACCAUGAUCGGCCGGAUUCUGCUGACAGUGGUGGUCAUCUUCCGUAUCCUGAUUGUGGGCAUUGUGGGGGAGAAAGUGUAUGAGGAUGAGCAGAUCAUGUUCAUCUGUAACACUAUGCAGCCAGGCUGCAACCAGGCCUGCUAUGACAAGGCCUUCCCCAUCUCCCACAUCCGCUACUGGGUCUUCCAGAUCAUUCUGGUGUGCACACCCAGCCUAUGCUUCAUCACCUACUCCGUGCAUCAGGCCGCCAAGCAGCGUGACCGCAGCUACUCCUUCCUGCACCCCUACAUGGAGCGGGACCACGGCCGGCAUGAAGGUGCCCGAAAACUGCGCAACAUCAAUGGUAUCCUGGUACACAACCCAGAGAGUGGGGGCAAGGAGGAGCAUGAUUGCCUGGAGGUGAAGGAGAUCCCCAAUGCACCCCGUGGCCUCACACAUGGCAAGGGCAACAAGGUGCAUCGCCAGGAGGGCAUCUCCCGCUUCUAUGUCAUCCAGGUUGUGUUCCGCAAUGCUCUGGAAAUUGGUUUCCUGGCUGGGCAGUACUUCCUGUAUGGUUUCAAUGUGCCAGGCAUGUUUGAGUGUGAUCGCUACCCCUGUGUGAAGGAGGUGGAGUGCUACGUGUCGCGGCCAACUGAGAAAACGGUAUUUCUUGUCUUCAUGUUUGCGGUCAGCGGGAUCUGCGUGCUGCUCAACUUGGCUGAGCUUAACCACCUGGGCUGGCGCAAGAUUAAAACAGCCAUCCGCGGUGUGCAGGCACGACGCAAGUCUAUCUGUGAGGUGCGCAAAAAGGAUGUCUCUCACCUGUCCCAGGCACCCAACCUGGGUCGGACCCAGUCCAGUGAGUCAGCCUAUGUUUGACGGCUUGCCUCUUCAUUGGCAUGUUGCUGCCCUGUUCGCGCCUCCAAGCUGCCAUGUUUGUAAACCCGGAAUUAAUUUAUUUCAUGAGUCUAACAUUUCGGCAAUAUAAUUCACACAUCAGUGAGAGAAAUGGAGCAUCUGGGUGGUAAUUCCGACCAUGAGAAGGGCAAAACAUUAUUAGAGGAGCUGGGGUUAUUUCACUGGUACAAUUAUGGAAUAGUGAUUGAAAUGAAAUAGCCAACCAUUGUUGAAUCACCUAACAUGAAAGUUUCUCACUUAAUCUGGUCACUUAAUCAGUCAACUUUCAGAAAAGCCCCACCAGACAUUAAUUCAUUCUACUGGCUUAGUAUCAUGCUCUUUUGUAACCCAGAACAUAAUGGAUUGUGUCCAAGUAAGGAUGCUUGUGGAAAUUUGGACUGAUCUGCUUCCUCACUAUACCUCCACACGUGGAACAGGGAAAAACGCUAUAAGAUGUUAUUUUACUCUGCUGGAAUGUAAACCCAAAAGAAUAGAAGAGCAAUGGACAGCUCCUCUCCCCUGCAAUCGAGCCCCAGCACUCUUGCCAGUAAGAGUUCUGUUAGGUUGAAGAUUACAUUAAGCUUUAAAAAUGAAAAUCUCAGUCUCGGCUCUUCUUUUUCAGUUGAGCAGGAAACCUAUUGAUUACAUAUUUAUUUAUUCUGUGCCAGAGAUAGUGCCAUAAUGUGAAUGGCUACAUAUAACCUACUAAUUUCACUGUAUAUGAAAUCUUAUUUAUUUAAUGGGGAGGGGGGCGUUGGGUAGGAGUGGGGGGAGUUCUAUGGGUUUUGCAGUAUCUAUAUACUUUAGGUUUUUGUUUAGUUCUUGGUCAAAAAUAAAUUGUAUCCCGAAAAAUGUGUAAUUUUGAAUGAACUUUGAAAAGCGCAUGUUUUCAAAGUACUAAUGGAAUGGGCAGACUGUGUCAUGAAGUAUAAUUUCAAAAAAAGACUUUGUUCAUUUGCAUCCUGCUCCUGCAAUGUGUAUUAAUGGCAUGCGUUAAAAGAAUAAAUCAUGUACAGGAUUAAUGUGUAGCACUCUUACAUGCAGACAUCAGAGAUUUCACUUUUGGGAGGACUCUGCAACCCCAGCAAUAAUAUCAAGAAAAAAAAGCUUCUGUGUUUAUGCAAUAAAGCAGCUGCACUGUAAAAGAGGGGCCCAAAAGCACAAUAUGAUAGGCCCUGUCUCCAACUCUGCUGCUGGGCUCUGAUUGGCCUGCCUGCAAAUUUUCAGUACUCCUAGUCUAACACAGCUGCAUUGGGACGCUGUCGCAUGCAGCAUGCUGCAGGAUGAUACAGGCAGCACAGUCUCUGAUGACGUGCUGUCCUUCACAGCAAUGAGCAUGCUGAGCUGGGGUUCUGUCCUCACCAGGGAAACGGCAAGGAGACCCAUUCAUAUAAAAGUGCUUGUACCUGCAUGUGCUGAAAUGUACGCUAUUCGUUUUUUCUGCAGUGAGGACUGCAGUGUGUGUAUUUAUUUUUUACAGUGCAGUCCGUAAGUCUGUUGGCAGUAACACAAUUUGUGUUGUGGUUCUCCAGGAAAUUGGAUUUGAAGUUAAACGAAUAUGAAGUUAAAUUGCAGCUUUCAUUUGUGGGUAUUCACCAUUCACCAUCACAGAAAGGGAUGCACUUUUUAAUAGGUUAGAAAAUGUGGCUCCCCAGAUUAAAAGAUUAACAAGCCUGAGUGUGAUUUUACACUCUGAUGUAAGUUCGAAAUCUUACAUCAACAAGGAAACCAAGAUGGCUUUCUUCCAUCUAACAUUGCCAAGGUACGGCCGUUUCAAUCAAGACAGGAUUCUAAGAAGUUAGUCCAUACUUUUAUUUCAAGUAGGUUGGGCUAUUGCAAUGCUCUUUUUGCUGGUUUUCAAAUGAAAGAUUACAACUAAUCAAUAACUCUGCUGCCAGAUUAUUAUUAUUUUUUUAAAGGGAAAUCAUAGCACCAACAACAAUUUUUUACAAUUAUUUGCAGUGAAACCUCUAGGGUUAUGCUGGUGUCAUAUUGUAGGCUUUGACACAUCUCUGCCUACAUCCUGGAGUGUUCUUGAUCUGUCUGACAGUUGAAAAGGGGAUUUUCUUCAUAUAUUAAAGUACUUUGUCAUCCAUUACCAGUUAGUUUUCUAUUGCUGAGCUCACCAGUGCGUUUUUGCUUUCUAACAAUGUAUCCAACAGUUCAUUUUAAGACAUCCAAUGUUUUGGCAAUGUCUCAGAUCGAUUUAGCCAUAUGACAGCCCACAUUACUGCCAUUGAUGCUUCUUUGGUGUAUAAAAAUGGCUGUAAGGUUCACCCGAUAUUGAUGGUGCCCUCAAACUAAAGUUGACAGUCUGCACUUUAACCUCGCAUUCACUCAUGUUUAACUGGGGUGCUGGAGUACAAAGCCAAAACAACAAAAAUUAAAUUACUGGUCAAAUACAUGUGGAUUGCACUGAAGAUACAUGAACAUCAUAUUUCAUGUGUGUGUGCAUAUGUACACACCAAAUCCCCCCCCCCCCCCCCCCCAUAUGAACAUUCACAAAUAUAUACACAGAAAUGCACACACAGGUAUGUAUGUACCUGAAUUCAGUGCUGAAGUGGUAUGGGGGGAGGAGCAAGAGAGAAGAAAGAUGGUGAGGAGACCUAAAAGUGGCUUGUUGAUUUUGUGACACUGAGACCCCUUAUGACAGUCCCCAUAGGGUUCCGAGAAGCCUGCUGAGACUUGCUGGUGGAGCCAACCAAAAGCUGUUUUACUGCUCCAAUAGCAAUACCUUGCUUCAGACACUAGUCUACUUCAUACUGCACUCUCUGUUCCAAUAACAUGACUCCGUUUUACUCUGCACUUUCUGCUUCAAUAACAUGACUCUGUUUUAUACUGCACUCUCUGCUCUAAUAACUGGUCUUUUUUAACAUAAAGUUCAAAUAAAGUUCAGCAUACAUUAUAUACAUACAGAUGUUUUUUUCUGAAUGUUGAUGUGCCAGAUUGUAUAAAAAAACUGACCAGUGUGCAGCUCAAAAAGCACAGGCUUUGAUGCUGUUCCUCUUGUUUUUCUGAUGGAGGUAAAUUAGCCCUCGGAAAUUAGGCAUAUGAUCUGGGUUUGAUUCCCAGCCACAGAGGACACAGCAGAAUGCAGGGAGGUGCCAAGUUUGUCUCACCAGGUGUGUGCACAUGAGAACCCUCCCACUGGGUGCUGCCUGCAUUCAGCAGUGUACCUCAGUCAGACUGUGUCUGAUUUCUCUAAUGACAUCUGUGGGAAAAGUGUGGGACCUGGUUACGAGGUGCACUGUCUCCAUCUGUUUCCUCUCUCUUCACCCCCCUUUCCCAGUUUCAAGGAUAGCUGUACUGCUCUUCAUGAUGUCAACCACCUUUUUAUGUUUUAAGAUAACAUUAUGUGUACAAAAAGGAAAUUAUGCAAUGUAACUUUAUUUAAUUUGGUUUCACACAAAUUAUGCACAGUACUGUAAUGAAUAAGAAAAGGUCUUUUUAAAUGUAAAAAUGUACACACAUUUUCAAGUUUGAAUUUAGGAAUUUAUGUGAAAUUUUAAAAAUGCUCUUAAGAGCAACAUUGCUGGCCUCCCUGGCCUAAAAUAAUAUGCAACUUAUGGUACUAACUAGGAUUUUGAAAAAAAGUGCUAUGCUUAGUGCAUGGAAUAUGGUUAGAAUUAGCAUGAUUUAUUUUUACAUUAAAGCCUAAAUAAAUAUAAAAUUAAAAUGCUCUGGUAUUUCCUGAUAGCCCAAAUGGUGCAGUAAUGAAGUGUGGAUAAUACUGCAAAGUGGCUGUCUGGAUAUCCCUAUGCUCACCCUAUAAUCCUUUAUCAAUUAAGUGAUUGAAAUACAAUCACUAGCUUUAUGGGCAAUUAUGUAAUCAGCUAAUCCUCAGAGCUAAUUUCACAGAGAACAGAGUCAUAGAGGGUGAGCUGAAGUUUGUACCAGAAAUGAGCAGAUGCUGUAAUGUCCCUUCUUCACAAGUGUUCCUCUUCCUAGAAUAAAAUAUGAGGAUAUGAAAAAUGA